UUAUCCCUGUACUGUAGUCUGCUGUAUGGCAAAAGCUAAGCUAACACAAGUUUUAAGUUCGCAAUCUAAUCAAAGUAAAAAUGUCCUCUUAUAAACUAGAGCAUGAAGUAUUUGUUUCAGGGCAUAAUGGCACUAGUUACACUGAAGUAGCAGCAACUACUGCUAUUUCAUGCAUUGCUUGUUUUACUCGUGAUUUAUUUCUUCUCUCUUCUGCGAGCAAAACCUGGUUGAGGUUGAAACCAAGAAUUUUAUCUGAGUUUCUGAUACUGAUACUUCCUAACAUCUUAAGUGUAACAGUGUUAAGUGAUAACAUUAUUCCUUUUUUUGUUUGUUUAUUGUCAAUAAGUGUUGCCUACUGCAUUUAUUUAAUUAAAUCUCUUAAACAUCAAAAUAUAUCAAAGACACUGUAUUCAGCAAAUUUAGAUGAUAAAAAGGCAUUUAUUACAUACUUUAGAUCAGUCAUAAACAUUUGCACAGCAGUGGCAAUACUAGCUGUAGAUUUCCCAGUUUUUCCUAGGCGGCUAGCUAAAACAGAGAUUUAUGGGUUCGGAGGGAUGGAUAUUGGAGUUGGACUGUAUGUAGUCGCUAAUGCCAUAGUGAGCCCUGAAGCAAAACAGAAACCUGGCUCAUCUGCACCAGUGUUGUCUCAAAUGGGAAAGUCCAUCAUUUCAUCUAUACCUUUGAUAGUGCUAGCUUUUGCAAGACUGAUUGCAGUGAAAGGAGCAGAUUAUCAUGAACAUGUAACAGAGUAUGGGGUCCACUGGAACUUUUUUUUCACCAUUGUUGCUUUGAAAAUUCUGCUCACCCUGAUGUAUUGCAUAAUACCGAUACAACUCUCAACAUACUUUGCUGCGGCAAUCUUACUUGUACAUCAACUGUUUCUUUCAAGAGGUAACUCAGACUACAUAGUAAAUGGUUUGAAUGGAAGAGGAGGAAGAGAGGGACUAGUGGACGCUAACAGAGAAGGCAUCUAUUCAUUGCCAGGAUACAUUGUUAUUUACAUGCUUGGUGUAGGACUUGGAAAGCUUUUGUUCCAAAAGAGAAACAAUUUGAAAGAUUGGCUAGAUGCAGCUAAGCAGAUAGCAGUGCUAUUUCUGUUAUUUUUAACUUGUUUAUUGUUGACACAUCAAGUAGUAGAGCCAGCUUCAAGGCGUUUUGCUAAUGCAGCCUUUGUAUUUUGGGUGAUGAACCUAAGCUGCUUGAUGAUCUUGUUGUGUUUGCUGGGUGAGAUUGCCACCACAUACAUUAAAGCUCUACAGAAACAAAAUACUUCUAAACAAUUGGGAAAAUCUUUGCUCAAGAACUCAUCAGAUCAAGCAAUAUCAAAGAAAGAUCAGCAGAGGUCCCAAAAUGACCCACCUCUGUUCAAUGUGUGUAUGAUGGAGGCAGUGGCAUUCAAUUCUCUCUUGUAUUUCCUGCUUGCAAAUCUCAUGACAGGUGUAGUUAACAUGACAAUCUCAACCCUACACACAUCUGAUAUAUCUGCUGUUGCCAUUCUUGUAGUGUAUAUGUUUGCUUUAUCAGGCAUUAUUGUUUUCUUCAAGUCUAAAAAUAUUUCUACCAAAAUAUGGUAGUUCAAAAACGUACUGCUAAUUGUUGAAAUAUCUAUGCAAUAUUGAAAUACAUGUUACAAACUAAUCAAUAAUCAUUCCUUUUUUAAUAUUGUAUGUUUUGACAUUCAGCAACAUGAUUUCACAGUUAGUAGUGAUUAUAGUAAUGAAUUGUAUCAAUUUAUUGUU
This is a messenger RNA of Physella acuta, 1739 nucleotides long. RefSeq names its product phosphatidylinositol-glycan biosynthesis class W protein-like. Lineage: Eukaryota; Metazoa; Mollusca; Gastropoda; Physidae. Gene Ontology annotation, cellular component: membrane; endoplasmic reticulum. The record is from RefSeq and is a predicted model, not a curated record. Gene Ontology annotation, biological process: GPI anchor biosynthetic process; protein localization to plasma membrane. Gene Ontology annotation, molecular function: glucosaminyl-phosphatidylinositol O-acyltransferase activity.